CAGUCGCUACUCCCACUAUUUAAACGUCAAUAACAGUCAGCUAUGACAUAAAAAUACUAAAAAAAAUUGAACAGAUACAAUGUUCACAAAUUCCGGCAAAAAGUUUUUAAAAAUAAUAUAAAAGUUCAAAAUUCUAAAUUCAUUCAGUCAAUGGGGUGUUGCAAGUCAAAACGCGAGCCAAGUUAUGUGUACACAACCACCUGCCGUAGUCCAGCUGGAUUUGAAUGUUCAAAAACGUACACAACAUAUUGGUCGGAUGGUACCGUGAUGAACGAAAGCAAAUAUUUUGCGCCCUACCGAGUUAACGACCAUAACGACCAGGGUCGGAGGAUGUAUCCAGAGUAUGUGGCCGCCAUGGUUAUCAAGCAUCCAAAGAACCCGCCGAAUAUCACAGAUUUCGAAUCUGAUUGCUUGGAUGAACAUAACUUAGCUCGAGCUCGACAUGGUGUUGGGCCGCUUGCUUUGGAUAAGAAACUUUGCAAAUUUGCUACUGAAUGGGCCCAAGAAUUAGCAAAUCGUAAUCGCCUCCAUAAUCGUGAAGACCCAAGAUAUGGUGAAAAUUUAUACAUGGCGUGUGGAAAGAACGUAACUGCGAGAGACCCUGUCAAAGCGUGGUAUACCGAGUUGUGGAGUUACAGCUACCACAAUCCUACUUUCAGCUCUAACACGGGUCAUUUUACGCAACUUGUUUGGAAAAAUAGUGAAAAACUUGGUGUUGGCAUGGCGACAAGCGGCGGAAAUACCUUUGUUGUUUGCAACUAUUAUCCGCCAGGCAAUUUUGCCGGUGAAUUCCCUUCAAAUGUUCCGCCUCCGUUGUAGCUUGUUAUGACAGAUUAUGCGAAAAUUAAUUUAAUGGUUGUAAUUUUAAGGUGUAUGUGCAGAAGUAAUAAAGAUGUUUAUUCAAUAUAAA
Hermetia illucens (black soldier fly) is the source of this 910-nucleotide messenger RNA. RefSeq names its product Golgi-associated plant pathogenesis-related protein 1-like. Lineage: Eukaryota; Metazoa; Arthropoda; Insecta; Diptera; Stratiomyidae. Bases 151 to 819 code for a protein of 222 amino acids. Gene Ontology annotation, cellular component: extracellular region. The record is from RefSeq and is a predicted model, not a curated record. The transcript has 5 exons.